Messenger RNA from Diospyros lotus (date-plum), 2245 nucleotides. RefSeq lists its product as uncharacterized. The record is from RefSeq and is a predicted model, not a curated record. Bases 114 to 1979 code for a protein of 621 amino acids. The transcript is spliced from 5 exons. NCBI's taxonomy places the organism in Eukaryota, Viridiplantae, Streptophyta, Magnoliopsida, Ericales, Ebenaceae. Gene Ontology annotation, molecular function: protein binding.
CCUUAAAACCACCCUGCAAAUAACAACCUACUACGUAGUACUAUGCACAGCACACCCCUUCAUGCAAGCUAGCUAGCUAGCUGCAGCCAACCACGCACCCAACACAACCAAGAAUGGCCAGCGCCGGCGCCGCCGUCAGCCGCUCAGCCGCUUAUGCCGCGGCGGCAGAUCAGACACCGGAAUCAGCGGCCAAGCUCUGCGAUUUUUGGAGGCGGGAGGGCGGCUCUCUUCCCUUCGACGGGAGAGGCAACACCAUCCUCCAUUUCCUCGCCAUGCACGGGAAUACGGUGGCGCUGAAGGAGCUCGACGACAAGAAACUUAUCCUCCCCGACCAAGAUCUCUGGAAUGCCAACCACAGCGGUGACACCCCAAUUCACGAGGCUGUCAGGUUCGGCAAGGAUGAGUUCGUGAAGAAGAUGCUGGAGCUGGACGGGAACUUGGUCUCGACGCGCAAUCUCAAAGGCGAGACGCCUCUCUACGUUGCCGCCAAGUGUGGGAAGGAGACGGCCUUCAAUAUUCUCAAAUCCAAGUCCCGUAGCGACAGAGAGCUCGUUCGGCGAGACGGCCGCACUGUUCUUCAUGCCGCCGUCAACGAAGAAUAUUACAGUCUUGCGAUUAAGAUAUUGACGUUAAAGCCGGAACUGGCAAGCGCAAGAGACGAGAAGGGCACGACGGCACUCUAUCUACUGGCCCUAAAACCAUCGUCGUUCCAAAACGGGUCCUCUUACGCCUUAAGAAAUCUUGGCUGCUGGUCCUCUGUUCCUUUGCAGCUUGUUGCCAUUCUCAUCUACAUCUGUUUGCCUACAGUGAUUGGUUACGAGAAAUUUGAUAGCACUGGGGAGGAACAAAGUAGAAACCAACUCCCUACCACGUUAAAGCCGUCUUUAAGAUUAAAACUAAUCACAGCGUUCAGAGGCUUCAUUGAAGUGUUUCCAUGGCUGAGAAAGUGCGACGUAGCGAAGCAGAGGCACGCGUGUGCCAUGAAGCUGGUAAAAAUGCUGAUGGAUUUGGAGGACGACUGGAGCAACUACACCGGGCGAAGGAACCCUCUGAUAGACGCCGCCAGGAACGGCAUCAUCGAGCUGGUGAAAGCCGUCCUGGCCAAGUUCCCCUUCGCCGCCUACACCUUGGACGGCGACGGCAAGAACAUUGUCCACAUCGCCGUGGAGCAGAAAGACAGGGUUCUCUACGACUACUUGACCUCCAUUCCCGCCCACAAGGACAUGCUCACGGACAUCGACAAGCACGGCAACACUGUCCUGCAUCUCGCCACCAAUGUCGGCUCUAGCCCCGGAAUUCUUCUCAACCAGAUGACCUGGGACGUUUGUUGGUUUAAGCGAAUAUUCUACGAUUCGCUGCCUCAUUUCCAGCAAUACAAGAACGAGGAGGGGAAGACGCCAAAGGAGAUGUUCAAAGAAAAUCACUCUACCCUGCAAGAAUCGGCGGCGCAAGCCAUCAAAGACAUGAACAAUGGGCUGAUGCUGGUGUCGACUCUCAUCGGCACCGUCAACUAUGCCGCCCUCUUCACCCUCCCCGGCGGAUACGGCCAGGAGAAGGGCGUCCCAGAGACCUAUGGCAAGCCGGUGCUCCUCAGCAAGGAGGAGACGAAAUCCGAACUCACCCACUUAAUGUGGUACCUCUUGCUCUCCCUCUUCUCCUUCCUGCUGUCCAUGACCAGCAUGCUCUCGAUCCAGUUGUCGCGCUUCCGCAGCAGCGACUUCAACAUCGCUCUGCCGCUGAGGUUCAUCGUCGCCAUGACGGCGCUGUUCAGCUCGGCGGUGUUCACUUCCUUGGCGUCAUUGGCGGCGUUUACGCUGGAUCGCCUAGAGGUUAACAAUAACUGGUUGUUUGGCCCGGGGAUCUGCGGCAUGGCGCUGUUGUAUUCGGACACUAUCAGCAUCACUGUGAUUUACAUGUAUUAUGCCUUACGCUAUUCGUUUCGAGACAAGGGGCAAGAGAUCUUGGACCUGCUUAUUUGAUUCAAAUGUUUAGGGCACCAACCAACAACAUGUCGAAGGAAAAUGUGCUAAUCUUAUCAUUUUUAGGCAAUUAUUGAUUAGAAGAGAGACUGGUGACCACUUUGUUGUAACAUUCAAUCCCUCCAUCUUAUUCGUUUUAUUCUACUAUUGUGUGAGUGUGUAAUUUUCAUGUAACCAAUAAGUCUACAUUGCAAAGCAAAGUUCAUGUGAAAAAUGUAAAGAAUCAAGCAUUAUAUAUAAAGCAUAUAUAGUAAGUGCACAUGCAA